Molecule: messenger RNA, 877 nt
Organism: Drosophila virilis
Lineage: Eukaryota; Metazoa; Arthropoda; Insecta; Diptera; Drosophilidae
Source: RefSeq, a predicted model, not a curated record
AGGGAUUGGUGGGAAACGCUCGAGUUGGCGGGCGGAUUGUCAAGCGCUUCGAUAUUCAUUACCUAAUGUUGCAUAAAAGAUUACGCCCAGGACAAUGGCAGCACAGUCGACAACCAGACGGCGAACAAGAACAACAUCAACAGCAUUUGUGAUUAGACGCAGACGAAGCAAUAACAAUGGAUAGCUCUGCAACUGCCCCCAACUAUGCACACAAGAAGUUCUCCGCAUUGAAACGCAAACGUAGCCAGGACGAGGAGACGGACGAUGUGAUCUUCAUUAUGGAGCAGCCCGCGAAGCGUCCUUUCUUUCGCCCUUGGCUGGAUGAGCCACGAGCAGCCAUAACAACCGGUCCGGAAGAGUCACGGCCCCCACGUAGACCCACGCCCACCACAGUAACAACCACCUACCAUGCCAACAUGGUGCGCUCCCAUGCGCCCCGUCUGCGCAGCCCCAAGGCGCAACAGCGUCGCGAUCGCAAUACUUUGGCUUGCCUCCUGAGUCGCCGCGCCCGACAGGCCAAUCAAGUGGCCAUGGAGCAGCAGUACGAGCACUAUCGGGUGCAGCACGAGGCCAAUCUGGAGCAGCAAAUUCGACUGAGCCUCUACUACGUUCGUUUUCUGCAGCAAGCCAUGGCCACCACCCGAGCUCCACUGAGCGAUACCCAACAUAAACUGCCGCAGACUGCGCAAUGCUGGCCCCAGCAGGCAACUGCCACGAAGCGUUAAGACUUCGCUCAAUGCAGACUUAUCUGAGCUAGAGCUUGUAGAGGUUUUAGUUUUUAUUUAUUGUGAUUAGUUUUUUAUUGACCUUGUGAUGACUUUUAAAGUCUUAUUUAUUUAUUAUUGUUGACCAUCAAUAAACCAAAUUGUUAAAGGAA